Molecule: messenger RNA, 696 nt
Organism: Saccharomyces cerevisiae S288C
Lineage: Eukaryota; Fungi; Ascomycota; Saccharomycetes; Saccharomycetales; Saccharomycetaceae
Gene: YHC1
Product: Yhc1p
Exons: 1
Coding region: 1-696 (231 amino acids)
Biological process (GO): spliceosomal snRNP assembly; mRNA splicing, via spliceosome; mRNA 5'-splice site recognition
Cellular component (GO): ribonucleoprotein complex; commitment complex; U1 snRNP
Molecular function (GO): nucleic acid binding; zinc ion binding; pre-mRNA 5'-splice site binding
Source: RefSeq, marked reviewed
AUGACGAGAUACUAUUGUGAAUACUGUCAUUCGUAUUUGACCCAUGACACGUUGAGCGUUCGUAAAUCGCACUUGGUCGGUAAGAAUCACCUUCGUAUAACAGCUGACUAUUAUAGGAACAAAGCAAGAGACAUUAUUAAUAAACAUAAUCAUAAAAGACGCCACAUUGGAAAAAGAGGCAGGAAAGAAAGAGAAAACAGUAGUCAAAAUGAGACGCUAAAAGUUACAUGCCUUUCAAAUAAGGAGAAAAGACACAUCAUGCAUGUGAAGAAAAUGAACCAAAAAGAACUGGCACAAACCUCAAUAGAUACCUUGAAAUUGUUAUACGAUGGCUCACCAGGAUAUUCCAAAGUAUUUGUGGAUGCUAACAGGUUUGAUAUAGGAGAUUUGGUUAAAGCCAGCAAAUUACCCCAAAGAGCCAAUGAAAAAUCUGCACACCAUUCCUUCAAGCAAACUUCAAGAUCCAGAGAUGAGACGUGCGAGAGCAAUCCAUUUCCUAGGUUGAAUAACCCAAAGAAGCUAGAACCCCCAAAGAUAUUAUCACAAUGGAGUAACACCAUUCCAAAAACUUCUAUAUUUUACAGUGUAGAUAUACUGCAAACCACGAUCAAGGAGUCCAAGAAGCGGAUGCAUUCCGACGGCAUACGGAAACCGUCGAGUGCCAACGGAUAUAAAAGGAGGCGGUAUGGAAAUUAA